AUGCCCAGCCGUGAGCGCUCAACCCAAGAGCAGCGCCGCGCCCCUGCUGCCGAGGAGGCACCGGCUCGUCCUUCUAUGCCUCAAUCUACCGACUCCUCAAGCUCUGUACCCGGAAACACACACGAGGACCGCGUUGCCGCUGCCAGGGAACGUGCGCAGAAGCGUAUUGCCGAGCGCAUGGCUGCUGCUGGCUUGAAGCCUGCCAGCUCCGAAGAGACCCUUGUGCAACGCCAGGAGCGGGAAAAGAAAGAGCGCGAGGAGCGCGUUCGACGUGCCGAGGAGGAAGAUGCUAAGCGGGAGCAAGAGAGAUCACGCCGUUUAGCUGAGGAGAAGGGCGGUUCUGCAUCCGCAGCUGCUGCCCCCAAGACGGCGGGCAAGAAGCCCCCACCGGCUCCUCCUACUCGCAGAGCUCGGACCGAUAGUGCCGGUCAAGCUGACUCGAAGAAGGCGGAUGAGGUUGCCAAGGAACAUGCUGUUCGUGAGCAGGCCAUUAAGGAAGAACAGGAAGCCCAGGAGGCAGAGACCAAGCGUCUUGAGGGUGAGGCCCAGUCGCACGAGGACGAGUUCGAGAAAGAGAAGGAAGCCCAAGCUGCCCGACUCCGUGCUCUCGAGGAGCAAGUCCGACAGGGCAAGGUGAAGAAGCAAGAGGAGAAGCGCCGCAAGGCAGAAGCUGCACGCGAAGCCAAGGACAACGAAGCUCGUCUUGCAGCCCAGCGUGCCGAAAUCGAGGCUGCCAAGGAGCGUGAGCGGCAAUUGCAGCUCGAACUCGAGGGCAUUGACGAUGAGAGCUCUUCAGAUGACGAGGGCCCUGAGGAUAUCACUCCUCAGCACAGCACUCCCACCCAGAGCCAGGUUCUGAAUGCGCCGCCACCCGUUCCUACAAUCUCUAUCCCCGAGCCCCCCGCGCAAGAAAUCGAGAAGGCCUUCAGCCCUGAGCAGCAGCCUACAUCCCCUGAGAGCACUCGCUCCCAGCCAGCAGCUACCCCGGAUGCCGAGUCCAAGAACCCCUACUACAAGUCCUUGGGCCAGAGCCAGCCUCCUGCAGACUCGACCUCACCUCCUGCAGCCCAGUCCACGAAUCCCUUCCACCGCCUCCAGCAACAAGAAGCCAUCAAGCCAACCUUCACCGGUGCCGGUCCCCUGGAGCGCAAGAGCCGUGUUCGCCCCGAGGAAGACGAUGACUGGUCCGCCGCCGGCUCCGACGCAGACUCAUCCGACGACGAGGAUGAGCGCCCAGGAGGCGGUAGUGCCAAACAGCUUGCUAGCAUCUUGUUCGGUACCAUGGCCCCUCCCCGUCCUCUAAGCGCCAUGGACGAAGACAAGCCCUCUUCCGAAUACACCACACCGGUCCAAGAGAGCCCUAUCGCUCCUCCUCCCCCUCCCCCCGCACCCGCAGCUGUCCCCGAGCCAGCCAGUGACGAUGUCUCAUCUCCUGUCGCACCAGCUGGUCUUCCUCCCCCUCCUCCACCACCGCCUCCUCCUCCUCCUCCCCCAGGCAUGGGCUCUGCACCCGCAGCACCGCCCCCACCACCCCCCCUCUGGUGCCCCUGGUGCUCCACCCCCACCUCCCCCUGCAGCAGCAGCCCCUCCGCCCCCACCCCCUGCCGCGGCUGGAGCUGGAGGUGA
This is a messenger RNA of Penicillium waksmanii, 1626 nucleotides long. RefSeq lists its product as uncharacterized. The coding region runs from base 1 to 1626 and encodes 541 amino acids. The transcript has 2 exons. NCBI's taxonomy places the organism in Eukaryota, Fungi, Ascomycota, Eurotiomycetes, Eurotiales, Aspergillaceae. The record is from RefSeq and is a predicted model, not a curated record.